Molecule: messenger RNA, 4053 nt
Organism: Gamsiella multidivaricata
Lineage: Eukaryota; Fungi; Mortierellomycota; Mortierellomycetes; Mortierellales; Mortierellaceae
Exons: 5
Coding region: 1-4053 (1350 amino acids)
Source: RefSeq, a predicted model, not a curated record
AUGGAUCCAAACAUCCCAGGUGGACCCAUCCCUAGGAACGGCCCUCCUGUCAACAUUCAGACGCGGCCACCUGCCUCACCCGGAAACAGUAGCAUGGGCUUGAACGUGCGCCCACCAUAUCCACCCAACCAACGACCACCGCCGCAACAGCAACAACAGCAGCUUCAGCCGCCGAUGCAGGGUAGCUCUCAGGCUGGCCGAUCACCAAUCUUGAGUCCCUUUCAGAAGCAGGACCCUAAUAACUUCACGGGACAACAGCAUUCCCCCAUCAACCCAAACGCCAGGUCUAUGCAGCAGCCGACACAGCCAGGUGUCCAACAGGGAGUGUCCGGCCCAGUGCGUCCUCCUGGUGUCUUUCCAGGACCUGUGCCUGCUCAGCGACCGCCGCCUCAACAGCAACAGCAGCAACAGCAGCAGCAGGCACGGCCUCACCCUCCUCCGCCGGGUGGUCAGCAGCCAUCCCAAUUUACUCACCCUGGAAAACCAAUGCUCGGUUCUGUUAAUUCUGGAAGCCAAGGUCAAUUGAGGCCUGGAGCAGGAUCGCCCCAAGCGCAACCUACUCAGCCUUUGCGCUCACCGAUGCAUCUAGGGCAACAACAGCAGCAGCAGUACCCAUUACAGGCACAUCAGUCAUUGUCAAGCGGACCUAACUUGCGUCCAUCUACCUCUCACCCAAACUUGACAGGAGGAGCACCAAACAUGCAGCCGGGCGGUAGCAGAUUCACACCACCUUCCCCUAGUGCGGGGGCACGAUCGCCACAGAUCAAACCUAUGCAGUACUCUCCACAGGGUCACGGAACCCAGGCACAUCCUUCUGUUCCUCAGCAGCAACAGCAACAGCAACAGCAACAGCAACAGCAACAGCAACAGCAACAGCAACAGCAGCAGUCAGUCAUGAGGCCAUCCAUGUCUCAUCCACAUCUUUCUCUGCAACCUGGCGUCCGUCCUGCCCCUGGACAUGGAUCUCCUGUGCAAGCACAUCAACCUGUUACUGUUCGGCCUCCCGGACCCAUAGUGCAGCAGCAGUCAAGACCCAGGCCACCCCAGGCGAUUCCCCAAGGUCAAGCCCCUCUUCAACACGCCAGCCCAGGGACUUCCGUGCAGUUGGAAAUGCCGACACUCAGUCCAAGUGAGCCCAAUGGCGGUCAGCAGCAGCAAAGACCUCAGCAGGUGCAGCAACGACCUUCUGGCGCCAGACCAAUUUUAGACCAAAUGCGGCAACAGGCCCCACCAAACCAUCCAGCGCAUCUUCAAAGCCAUGGACAACCACAGACCCCACAAAACUUGACUCCUACACAGCGACAGCCACAGCGCCCUGCACCUCCUCACCAUGGACAGCCUUCACAACAGCAGCAGCAGCAACAGUUGUCGUCCCCACAGCCUCAUCCUAGUGAACCUAGCGGAUCCAAGGAUCACGCCCCAAACCCUUCUGUGUACCAGGCCCGUACUGAGAAAGAACAUCAGCCAGUGGCGGACCAGAGAGUGUCAAAUGGCGAGCGCCUGCGCCAGCAAAAGCUCUCACCUCAACAACAACAUGCUCUCCCACCUAACCCUCAGCAUUUCCCUGGACAUGGAGCCGGCCAGCAGCAACACCACGGACAAGCUGGAAACGCAUUACAGCCGCCUUCACCGCGACCAAAUUUCGUCCCUACAUCACCAGGACAGAAGCCGCUGGGGGCUGCCGAGAUCAAAGUGCUGGGUCCAACACCAGGAGUGCCUCCAAGAUCUCCUGUUCAACAUCAGCAGCAGCAAAAGCAACAGCAACAGCAACAGCAACAGCCACCACAGCCCUUCAGAUCGCCUGAGCCUGAAGUAUUUCCAUUAGUCGAACCUGAUGAGCCGCUCUUCGAUAUAGAUGACGAUGGCUUCAAAGAUGACGAUAUCGAAGGGGGUAGUAAACCUGUAGUGCCUCCAUCGGCACCUUCCAAAGCGCCCACCACCCAGCCUGUUAUCGAUCAAUCCCCACCAACAGCUGCAGGAGGUCCUCCAACGGGACCACCUCGAGGACUACCAAGACAGCUGUCAAAUUCUAUGGGCUCUGGUCCAGCACGGAUUGCUCAGCCAUCUAACAACCCUUCUUCCCCUCCUGCAAGCGCUUUUCCGCCAGCAGGCUCACUUAAACCCCGUGUGCGACCUCCUCCGGGUAACAAAGUGUUUACGCCGUAUGUUCCACCUGAGCGACCUUCUCAAGCGCCAGUCAUGUACAGCCAGACUGGCCAACCCACGCUAUCGCAGCCCUUCUCGCAGCGCGGCGAUGAAUCGUCGGUGGGACAUUCGUCCGUCGCAACAUCCAUGGUGCCUCAGGGAGCUAACGCGGCGUCAAGUAGUGUUCGACCCAGGGAAGCUGGAUUACAGAAGCGACUUGUCGCGGGCGAAAUUAAUGCAUCAAAAGCCGGCAGCCCUCCCAGCGCGAACGCCAUGUCGCCUCCGUCUCCCAAGUUGCAUGGCCAGAAAGGGCCUGCUAUCCUUAGUGCAUCUGGCCAGAAGCCUUUCCCCUCUGCAGCAAAGACUUUGAAGACAUGGGCGAUUCGAGGAGGAUUGAUCUAUUUUGGCUACACUGCAGUCUUCAACUGCGGGCAGGACGCGGCAGGUGUCAGAGGUCUUUAUUGCAAGGCUACUAACGGCAUUAGUGGUCUCGCAAAGCCCUUGUUCGCACCUUAUUAUAAUACUUACUUGGGAACCCAUGUUGACCGCUAUGUCAAGCCUGUUGCUCGACAGAGUCAUCGUAUCUACCUCAAGGUGGCAGACCCUGUUGUUCAAGGCGCUGCAUCUGCAGCUGGACGUGUUUACGAUGCUACCGCCAAAAAACAUGUGGACAACGCCAAGGACAGGGUUAUCUCCAUCUUGCCGUACCCCUUCAAGCCUGAAUCAUCGAAAGGUGCUAAGCAGGCACUCAAAAAUGAACAAGAAAUGCCUCAAAACGAGGUACCUGAAGUGGAUAGGAUUUCGAGGCAACCGGUGCAUGUAUCUGAGCAAGUGGUGUCACUAGACGGCCAGAACCAGUUCACAGAAAACCUCGAGAGUACAAUCGACACUGUGAAAGAAGACGUUGGCGAUAGACUGGAGAAGAUUGUGCAGGCUGUUCGGGAAGACAUUGCGGAUGUGAAGGAAGCUGUUCUGGAGCACGUGGCGCCUAUUGUAGAAGCUGUCCAACAUCAAGCGGAGAAGAUAGUGGAGCUGGCUACGGAAACUAAUGAGCAGGAGCAAAAGGAAUCGGAGGGAUCUCAGACUGAGCAGCACCAAGGUUUGGAAACGAACGGCAGGGAUAGCGAUGAUUACAGCCACAACGAGAAAAGGCCCCUGGAUGAAGACAUUAUCAACCGGAUCGCAACCUUUAAGGACUCUAUGAAGAAUGUACAUGAAGAUGUCAGCGAGCGCAAUGAAAAUAGCGAGGAUCGAAAGAUCGUCCAGCCUGAUGAGACCAAACCGGAGGAACCCACUCAUGUAGAGCCGGCCGAAGAACCCAUCCCUGAGCCAGUAGCGUCCACAGAAACACAGGCCGAUCCUAGUUUGGCAUCAGAGGGCGAACAUAUUUCUGUCACACAACCGGAGGUGACUUCAGAGUCCCCAGCAGAACCUUCAUCCAGCACGGUCGAGUCGACACCAGAGUUUAUGGACCGUCCCACAGAAGCCUCUGAGCAGGAUGAGCAGGCUCCGACCACGAAUGAGGUCCCUGUGGAGCCAGUGGAAGUCGUCGCGGAAGAAAAGCCCAUUGUCGAGGCGACGGCGGCACCGACAGAGGAGGAACAUAGAGAGCAGAUUCCUGUCCCCACCAGUCAGACGAGUGCACCAGAGGAGGAGCAAUCCUCAAGACACUCUCAGCCCAAGGAGCGCGAUGACCACUCAGUAGAGAAAAUUAAUGCUGAGGAAGAUCGCAGCAGCAAUAUGAACAAGGAAGGGGAACAUAUGGAGGUUGUGGGGGAGGUGAACCAAGGUGGAGCAGAAUCCGUAUCGGAGAAGGAGGCGGAAGGCGAUGCGACUCUUGAGCAGCAGGCUGCUCCAAGUUCAAAAGCAGAGCACCAGAAUGGCUCAAAUGCCCAUGAUGAACUGUAG